Gekko japonicus is the source of this 696-nucleotide messenger RNA. Its product is annotated as phospholipase A2 inhibitor and Ly6/PLAUR domain-containing protein-like. Gene Ontology annotation, molecular function: phospholipase inhibitor activity. The record is from RefSeq and is a predicted model, not a curated record. Bases 1 to 696 code for a protein of 231 amino acids. The transcript is spliced from 6 exons. NCBI's taxonomy places the organism in Eukaryota, Metazoa, Chordata, Lepidosauria, Squamata, Gekkonidae. Gene Ontology annotation, cellular component: extracellular region.
AUGGAGAAGACCCUGGCCAGCCUCGGCCUCCUCCUGGCCACGGUCCUGGCCAGAGGAUCCUGCUUGACCUGUGAAACCUGCAUCAGCCCCGGCGAAGGCUGCAAUGGCUUGGCCCAUCCCUGCAGCCCAAAUGAAGACACCUGCCUCACGCUAAUCGGGGAGAACUCUUUGGGGGGAGGCGACACCACCGAAACCCUCAAGACCUGCAUCGCUGCUGCCGAUUGCUACGCCGGCUCCAUAAGCAUCAGCACCGGGGCGGGAGUCCAGAUUCGGAGCAUUUCCAGAUGCUGCCAGGAUGACCUCUGCAAUCAGUGGGCCCUAAACCAGCGUGUCCUGCGUGACGAUGUCACCUCCGAGAGACGUCAUUGCACCGGGCACAUUGUGCCACCGCUGAAUCUCAACCCCAACAGCCUCCGUUGUCCUGUCUGCUUUGCCUUUGAGUCGAACCACUGCGAGGGGAACGAGACCCUGGCCUGCACGGGAGUGGACAAUCACUGUGUCUCUGUGUCAGGGACACUGAACAUAGCGGGUCACCUCUCCCCCUUUGCGGCAAGGGGCUGCGGCACAGCCACAGCCUGCACUCUGCCCCUGGGGGUCGGGCUUUACUCCGCGGGAGUCAUCUUCACCCUGGACAAGGUGCUGUGCAGCCCAGCGCCCAACGCCGGCAGUCGUGGGAAGAAGCUCUCUCAAGGAUGA